AUGAUUAAGAUCACCCAAAGAGAAGCGUGGGGACAGGAAAAGAGCAGGACCCGGAGUGCGCGGCAUAGUAUAGCCAGCGUCACCAUUUCACGAGGACUGCGCCUGUACCUCUGGCUACCAGAGAGGCCUGAGGACCACUUAAAAGGCCACGCUGAUGUGCCACAGGGACGACCUCCUUUCCGCCCUCGGAUUGGGCUCACGAACGUGAGACAGGCUCUCCCAUUGGUGGAUGGCGCUGUCAGUUGGCCCCGGGCUCUGAGCCCGGAGCUUGUUGGGAAAUGUAGGAGGCGUUUUCCUAAUUCCGGAGGCGCCUCCUGGGCUAGAGACAUCUCUUCCCGACACUGCUGUGUGCUUGUGAGGGUUCCCUCGGGGACUCCGGAGCGGGUUUCAGUUCAGGAGUCUCUCAGGCCUAGCGUGCCGUUUACCAGAGCUCCACGGCUUAAGAGCUUCUGGCAUUUUCCCGAAUUCUUCUGUUACUUGUAUUUAAUAAACACAUCAACUCUCAAGAUGAUCCAAAAUGUUGGCUUAAGAAGGAGCCCUUUGUCUGAAACACGUUUGGCCCGCAUAGCUUCCAGGCUCACUCCCUGCCAGAAUGGAAAUUCUGGUGUGACAAAGCCCUCUACUCUUCAGUGUUCCAUCAAGAAGACGCAAGAGUGGUACUGUCUGGAGUGCUAG
Tupaia belangeri chinensis (Chinese tree shrew) is the source of this 675-nucleotide messenger RNA. RefSeq lists its product as uncharacterized. Bases 1 to 675 code for a protein of 224 amino acids. NCBI's taxonomy places the organism in Eukaryota, Metazoa, Chordata, Mammalia, Scandentia, Tupaiidae. The record is from RefSeq and is a predicted model, not a curated record. The transcript has 4 exons.